AUGGGCCCUUUCGGAGACAUACCCGGCCUCGGCGAAGACAUUCGAGAAACCGCAUAUGAGGUUUUUCCUAUUACCGCUUGCCGAUCUUCUUCCGGUUUUGGCGGCUUGGCAAGAAUGCUCUUAACGUUUUACUUAAUCGACCACAUCUCAUGAUGACAUGGAGGAUCUGCGUCGUACGUCGGGCUUCUGGUUUUGCGACCAUCGGAGGCGGACCGGGUUGUGGUCCGGUGUUGUGAUGAUCCGCGAGUAGAUUUUAAACGGGCCUUUAGGUUAAAGAUUGCUAGGCGGUGCCCGUCCAGGAGGAUGUCUAGCGUCGGCUACCGGUGGGGGUCCUCCAAACGCGCCAAUGCAUCAUUGCUGGCGGAAUUAGCCCUGGGCCUGUCGUUUCAAUACUUUCCGGCUCGAAGGCCAAGGCGGCCUCGUUACGUCGGCGGAGAUUAUGAGGUACAGAUGGGGGUCACUGAGCAAGUGACUAAUAGAUUGAGAACGUUAAUGAGGAGUUUGGUUGGCCAAGUCAGUACUGGUGAUGGGAAGCAAGACGAGGCAAUAUCCUUUCCACUGGAGCUGCUACGCCACCUAAACCUCAGAUUCAAUGAUAUGGCACGAAUUAUUCAUCUCUGGCAACAGCGUCAGCUCAAUUUUGAGCUGGGGCUUCUCCUCCACCCAAGGCAGCGACGGCUACUGCUCCAAUUAGCCAAGAAAACUGAGGAUUGGCUUAGAGAGAGGGAAAGUUUUAGUCCUUUAUUAGAGGAAAUGGAGCACACAAUUGCAAACAUGGAAUCCGAAUCCAAAAACGAACCUUAUGCACAAUCAAGCUGUGGAGGUUGAUUGGAGAAAUAGACUAAGGAAACUGUGGAGGAAUUCUUUGAAUUCCUGUUGGAAUUACUGAUGAACUUGUUACUUGAUCUCGCCCAAGGUUUGGCAUUCUUUUCACAGAUUCAUAAAGUUUGUAGAAGCUUGAUUUCAAAACAGAAUUAUGUCCCUAACAUACCCCCUUAAUCUAGAUGCAACCGGACUCGCAAGUUCUUUCAAAUUAUGGAAGAAGAUCCUUGCAGUAUUAGCUCAGAAGAGCAGCAUCAACAGCGAGGAACAGUUGCAGAAGCUAUCAUCCAAGACGAUCAACUAUGUCGAGGAACUCAAGCCUUUAUCCGACUCAACCACUCUCGCAUUAUUUUCUUUCUCCUUCAUUCUCUAGACAGGACUUCUUGCAAUUGCUCCAUAUCCAUCAACAGGCCCCCCAUCUUCCAUUCAAGCUGCUGUCAUAUGUAUCAGAAAGUUGCUGCAUAUCGUUUGAUUUUCCUCGACUCGGAACUUUCUUGUUCUUUAUAUUGAAAACCUUUAUGCUUAGGUGAUGUAGCAAAUUCAAGAAAUUAGGCAGCCGUGAGACUUUUAAAGCAGAAUCUUACUCUUUUGAGCCAUUCUCACAGACCCAGUCAGGGUUUGGCAAGAGAGAGUAAUGAAGCUACUUUUGAAUCUUACUUAAUGGUUCUGCUAGCUGGAGGAUGA
Molecule: messenger RNA, 1506 nt
Organism: Jatropha curcas
Lineage: Eukaryota; Viridiplantae; Streptophyta; Magnoliopsida; Malpighiales; Euphorbiaceae
Source: RefSeq, a predicted model, not a curated record